Messenger RNA from Amoebophrya sp. A120, 580 nucleotides. The record is from the annotation of a GenBank genome assembly. Lineage: Eukaryota; Dinophyceae; Syndiniales; Amoebophryaceae.
AUGGGCCGCCGAGAUGGGGCUGCAGGCUGGGGACGAAAUUUCCGCCGCGAACGAACUCUUUUUCGAUGGCCAGCCAGAAAGCGACCCGUGUUGGGCCACGCUGGAAAAGUAUUUGGAGCAAAGCCGUCCUCUGUAUAUCCUCUUUCGACGGAAAGGGGCGGGGUUCGACCCGGGGAAACAGCCAAAGUUGGACCGUCCCCUGCCCGAGCGGUGGAUGGAUCGAGUCAAGAACAAGGGGCCGUUUUACGCGACCCCAAAUGCUGCUACUGCCAGCACAGCGAGCAACUCCCCUGCAGCGAGUGCUGCACUGCUUCGCGCCAGCCCAGCCGGGAGUGUGGCCGAGGGGGCACAGGACCAAGCGGGCAGCAGUAUGGCACUGUCUCAGUCGGGAGCCGGUUCAACAUCUUCCCCUGGAGCUGCACCACGAAGCAACAAGCAGAAACCGCCGGCCGGCUCGCCGUACUUGGUUUCGAUGUUGUUCGCGCUGACAAAAGUGGACAAACAAAAGGCCGCGGGCGUGCACGGGUGGGGGCAGAGUCGACUGGACGAUCCAGCAGUGAUAGACGAUGCGUCUCUCUCG